This is a messenger RNA of Ictalurus punctatus (channel catfish), 1156 nucleotides long. RefSeq lists its product as uncharacterized. The record is from RefSeq and is a predicted model, not a curated record. The transcript is spliced from 6 exons. NCBI's taxonomy places the organism in Eukaryota, Metazoa, Chordata, Actinopteri, Siluriformes, Ictaluridae. Gene Ontology annotation, biological process: response to bacterium. The coding region runs from base 9 to 1034 and encodes 341 amino acids.
GAGGAGACAUGUUAUACACAGACCUCAGACUGAAGAUGAUGAUGCUGAUGUGGAUUACAGCGAUGCUUUUUAAUAAAAUUGCAGAUUCUACACAGAUGAACAGCAUCAAUCAUCCGAACACAAUGAUCACUGCUGAUGUCGGUGAUAACGUGACUCUGCACUGCUUUCGACUGCGAGAGGAAAAUACCGAUUCCAUCAUCUGGUACAAGCAAAAAGUCGGACACAAGCCUUGUGUAAUAGUUGCAGUUCAACAUGAAACCUAUUACGAAAAUGAGUUCAAGCCACCAAAAUUCAGCAUCGAGAAAGAAAAAAGGAACGGCCAUUUAAAAAUUGUUAAUGUGGAACCCUCGGAUGAAGCCGUGUAUUACUGUGGAUAUAUAAAUUUCUUAACAAGGUUUACAAAUGGAACAUUUUUAUCAGUCAAAGGUAAACCAGAUUUAAGCGUCUCAGUGUUCCAGAGCGGCGUGUCGGACUCGGUUCCUGCAGGAGCGUCAGUGACUCUGCAGUGCUCGGUUCUCUCUGAGAGCAGAUCAGCAGAACUCCAAGUGCUCUGGUUCAGAGCUGCUCCACCACAAUCCCAUCCUCAAAUCAUUUACACUCAUCACAACAGCAGCCAUCACUGUGAGAGCGGCUCUUCUACACACACCUGUGUGUACAGCUUCUCCAAGAACAUCCUCAGCCUCAAUGAUACUGGAACUUACUACUGCGCUGUGGCCGUGUGUGGGAAGAUCAUUUUUGGGAACGGGACACGAGUACAAUUGAAACAAUCGUUGCAUCCUGUAAUGAUCUUUCUCGCUGUAGCUUUGGGAGUGUGUGUGGUUGUGAUCUUUACUCAUGUUGUAAGCAGUAAAGGGAGAAACUGUGAAUGUUGUCAUGGGAGAUCUCAAGAUUCUGUGGUCAAGAAAACACCAGAUCAGAGCCGUGAUGCUGAGGAGCUGAAUUUUGCUGCUUCAAACCUCAAUAAAAAGAGAGGAAAGAGAGAACGAGCUCGUGAUAAUGUGUACACUGACGUGAUUUACUCUCCUCUUUCUUAGAUCAUAAUUAUCAUAGAUUUUCUUGUUAAUUACUCUCCUAUUUAUAAUGUUCAGCCUGAUUGGAAAUCUGGUGAAUUCUAUGGUGCAUUAACAUAUAAGGUGACGAUUUAAAAAAAUAAGUA